GGGAGAGGGUAAAAAAUUUUCCAUACUCUAAGGUAGUAACCAUUAACUUGAGCUGGCAUAUCACACCGACGUGGAAUGAAAGCAAUACAAAUAAAGAAAAGAAGAAGAAAGAAUUGACAAUGACAAACAUUUGACGGUUAAUAUCAAAACCAAAUUUGAAAACGUGAAAAAUACCGAAAAAACUAAAAAACUACUGAAAACUAUUAGUUUAAAAGAAUAAAAAACGAUCGGCUAAUUUACCUAUUACCUACCAUAGAUAAAAUACCACGGUGGGAGUGUGCUGUGUUAAUUUACAAAAUGGAUUCCUUACUCGAAACUAUUAAAAAUACUUUCCCAGAUUUUCAAAUUACAAAAGAUGAUAUAUUACGUCCAAGUUCAGAAAGUGUAUGUAGGAUUUAUUCAACAUUUUUAUCAGAUUUCGAGGAAAAGAUAGCAUAUGCAAUAGGCUUUUAUCAAGAUGAUGUGGAAACUGAUUUGGACGUUGAAGAAGACAGAAUAUUUUUAAAAAUGCAAAAAUUGAAUCCAAUCUUUUCAGAAUCUGGAAUGCAAUUUGGUUAUGGUGAUGUAAUUAUGCCCACAGGUACUAGAACCAGAUUGUUUGUUUACGUGUUUAUUCACAUGUUAAAUUUUUUUUUAAAUGCACUAGAUCCUUUUGAAAAAACUUGUAGCGAUGUUUUAAAAAUUAGGGAGGACAUUGAUAGAUUAUUCAGUGAAAAAGAUAAUUAUUUGAUUAAAAUUAAUGAUAAUAUAAUAGAAAGAUUAGAAUUAGUAAAAGCAAAUGAAGAUUUGGAGAAUGAGAUACAAAAAUUAGAAACAACUGUUAAAAACGACAGCAGUGAAAGACGUAAAAAGGAAAGAGAAAUCAAUGUGCCAUUAAGAAAAGAUUUAAAACGGUUAGAAAUGACAGUAGAAGAAAAAACAACUAGUAUAGAAAAAUUAGCAGCUAAAGAAAAGAAGUAUGUAGAGGAAGUAAUUACCGAAGCAGAAUAUUUAGAACUAAAAAAACUUGAAAACGAUUUGGAAUCAGAAAAGGAAUCUUUAAAAACAGAAGAUGUGGAUAUGGAUGACUUUUUAGCAUAUGAGUACAAAAUUGUUGACCAUUUUAGACAUUGUGGUAAGUCUAUUCCUGAUCCGCUUAAUGUCGAUUUUAUAAAUCGACAUAUUAAAAUGGAAGAAGAAUUGGAAGACCUAAAAGAUAUAAUUCAAAAGUUAUCAUCUGACAUAAAUCUUAAUAAAUCCACAUUAAAUCACCAGAAGCAAUUACAUGAGCAAGCACAAUCAGUAUGUUUAAAAACUAAUACCAAAAAUAACGUCAUAUUACAAAAUAUUCAAAGUGAAUGUGAAGUAUUGAAACAUAAAGUUCAGAUCGUUAAGGAAAACGUUUGUUCGAGGUAUAGAGAUGCUCUUGCUUAUAACAGUGAAAUGAAAAAUAAAAUUACACAAUUGGAGAAUGAAUUCGAGGACCUUAAAGAUCAUUUUCGCAAAGAAUAUAUCAAAAUUACAAAGGCUGAAGAUUUGGCAAUACAAACGUUUAAAGAGCAUAUAGAAAAUUUGUAUAAUUAAUUGUAUAAUCGUGUUAUUUAUAUUGUAAAAAUUUUAAUAAAAUAAAAAAAAGUAUUUUUUAUAAUUA
Molecule: messenger RNA, 1630 nt
Organism: Diabrotica virgifera virgifera (western corn rootworm)
Lineage: Eukaryota; Metazoa; Arthropoda; Insecta; Coleoptera; Chrysomelidae
Exons: 2
Coding region: 298-1563 (421 amino acids)
Cellular component (GO): Ndc80 complex; kinetochore
Source: RefSeq, a predicted model, not a curated record